AGUGUGCUGGACCGCAUCGACGCUGCUUUGAACCAGACUGUCCUCCAGGUGGCAUGGAAUGCUGUGCUGAUGGAGGUGGAUAAUGAGUUGCUCGACCGCUGGGGCGUGACCGGCAGAGAUCGGGCGAAGCGUUGUGGUCGGUUAGGAGUUAUCUGUACCCAGGGGGUGGUUCGCAAGUGGAAGCCACCGUGCAUGGGGCUACAUCAGAGCACGCAGGCGCACCCGUGGGGCGCGGCGGCUAAGUGGGCCGAGCACCUGGGCUCCACGCGCUCGCUCAUGGUGGCUAAGAUCCAGUGGCUGCAGGCAGCCACCGCGAUGUGCACCCUCAGCGACUGCCAGUUUGACGACAUCGUGUUCACGGCGGAUGGAUUUCCGGUCGCGAUCGAGGCCGUCCUGAAGGAAGCCCAGCACAAGUUUCGGCGAUAUCAAUAUGGCUGGAGUGCAAAGUUCAAGGAAUG
Messenger RNA from Prorocentrum cordatum, 458 nucleotides. The record is from the annotation of a GenBank genome assembly. NCBI's taxonomy places the organism in Eukaryota, Dinophyceae, Prorocentrales, Prorocentraceae.